Molecule: messenger RNA, 3081 nt
Organism: Musca domestica (house fly)
Lineage: Eukaryota; Metazoa; Arthropoda; Insecta; Diptera; Muscidae
Exons: 5
Coding region: 9-2300 (763 amino acids)
Source: RefSeq, a predicted model, not a curated record
GCGAAAAUAUGCCCCAAACUUUGGUGGAGAAAAAUAGAAAUCUAAUUAAAAAUUACCUCAAAUCCCUAAAUGUGCCGCAGUGGUUUCGAGGCAUGUCUGUUUUUCAAACGAAGGCAGCCGAAUCUCUUCAAACCGCCAUGCGUGAUGAUUUGGGACAAAAGACAACGCAUCGAACAUUUGGAUGUUUAAUGACUUUGGGUCUGCAGCCACUGCCAACAGCAUCGCAAAUUUGGAAAUUAUUGCUCUCCAGUCGGGGCAAUGCCAUUGCUUUUCUAUGGUUUCUUAAGGAGUGGCUUUAUGAGCAGGACACCCCGUCUCAAAAGUCUCCUAUAAUAUACUCUCUCAAUGAGCAGCUUAUCUACUCGGCCAUUGCCCAAUUGGAUUUGCCACAAACCCUAAGAGAAUUGGAUAGAAUUUUACCCAGAAAUCCCAGAAUGGAAAUGAAAACGGCAAGCAAUUCCCUAAAGGAAAUUAGAAAGAAACCCCAAGAUGGGCAUGGAAAUCGGAAAGGAAAAUUUGCUCCGUAUUUUGAGAGCCUGAAAACUUUAAGGCAAAGGAAAUCCCAAUACACCAUUUCGCCACCGAAAGCUAAAGCCCAUUUGGAAAGUUUUGAAAAGAAAACCAAUGCUCAAGACCACAACCCUCCCUGGUUCCAGGACUAUCCGGUAAAAGAGAAAUGCGAUGAGGAGAUUUCUGAGUUAAAGGAAAAUUUUGAUAAAUUCAUGAUCGACAAUUCGAAGGUCCAACAACUUUCAGAAAAUCACCAGAGUUUGGAGAACAUCAAGGAGUCAUUUGAAAAUGAAAUGGGUAUUAUUUUUAAUACAGCGACGGAGGCAUGGAGGGAGGAUGAGGAGAAAUUUAUACGCCACCGCCGUACAAUGCAACGUCUCCGGCGAGACAUCGAAAAAUAUCGCCGUGAAUUCCAAACAAAAUUGGAGAGACAUCGUAAACAUUAUAUCCUUGAGAUCCUUACCAAUGGCCUGAAUAAAUCGCAGAGCCUUUACAAUUUCCUGUCACCCUGCAAAAGGGAAAGCAGUGGCAAUUUUGCCACCCUCAUCCCCUGCAGGCGACAUGAAGCCAGCCAUGGCCAAAGAUCCAGUCAAUCCUGUGGCUGUUUAAUUGGCCAACUGGUUAGGCAUGACAGCAAAGUUUUGGCUUGCCACAAUAAGUACCUGCCGAAAAUGGACAUGUUAAUGUCCUGUCAGGAUAACAAGGACAUUCCUGGUGACAAAGGAGAAGAGGUCGAUAAUCAUAAACCAAAUGAAAACUGUGGUUGCCUUGUGGGUCAAGGAGAUGGUUGCCGCCAGCAUUGUAGCUGUUGUCGAAGGACGGAAUCAUCUGCCAGUUUAAGGGGUUUCAAAGAAAAAUAUAUGUCCUUGGAGUCCCUUAAAAGUUUGCACUCCCAAAAUUCUGGAACCUCGCUGCCAGCUCCCCAGUAUUUCUGGGCUCCCAAUUCUAACCACAACAGCCCACACUUUGAUUAUCGCAAAAUUUUCGAAUUUAAAACUACCAACCCUGCGAUAAUGGAGUUCCAAUCAUCCUUCCUUGAGGCCAUAGACAGUGACAUUGCUCUGCUGAAUAGGCUGCAAAAACAACAAUAUUUUGAAGCAAAUCUCCCCGAGAAGGCACUCCAAGAGGCCAUUGACAAAUGUUAUUGGAAAUCUUUUCACCAAGGCCUCGAAGAGCAGGAGAACUUGGAAAAAUUGAAUAAUUCCCAAGAAUCGAAAAUUUACGAUCCCCACGAUGAAGGGCUCAUGGAUCGCAUGCUAAAGGAUGCCUUGGAUCGCAUGAAAAAGGAUCCUAGGUUUGUUUUAGCAUCCCUGCCAGAAGCCCAUUGUUUGCCCUAUCUUCGGGAAUGGAUCCGUUUGCGUUAUGGCAAACGUUAUGCGAGGAUGUAUUUAACGAAACUUUGUGAUCAGGAUCAGGGUAUUUUUCGAGCCUUGAUAGAUACGGAGAUGACGGUGCCAGUGCCACCCACAAGUGAUUUGGGCAUUAGUUCUUUGGUGGACUACUCGUGUCGGGAUUAUUUGAGGAAAAAGUCCGAUUUCAUUCGCAAACAUUUCUACACGAACAUCAACAAGGCCAUGUUGGAACAGUCCCGCCUGGUCUACUUUGCAAUGCGUCCCCUGCUCUGUGGCAAUGCCUGGCCGAACAACACCAUAUUCGCCUAUAUGCCAGCCCAUGGUAGACAAAUUUGUAAUUUCCGUCCCUGGCGUUCGCAUGAAUUUAAUGAUAAUCGUCAAAUGGCAAUGGAACGACUGAGGCAGGUCAAAGCCAAGAGGGGGAGUUUGUAUUUGUAAAUAUUUGAGCAAAAUAUACUCAAAGCCUCUAGGACCCAGAGAGAGGAGCAGAAUUCACUUAUUACAUACUUUGGACCAGUAUUUUUAUGUUUUGAUCGAAAUUAAAUUGAAGCUGCCAAACUCCUCCUUUUCCAAGAGAUUUCUAUGCCGGAUAAGUUAAUUAUAGUCUGAGUGCCGAGCAUUUAAUCCAAUCUGGGAUUAUUCAUUUCCUGUCCUCUGAUGUAAACGAAGCUAAACGCUGCAUGUUGUAAUGUGUUAAACGCUUUCGGACAUGCAAGUGAUCAAAUUGCAGGGCAGCCGAUAAAAUCAACAACACGCUAUCGUUUUUUAGCUUCUCAAAACUUGCCAAUAUAUAACUGACAAUUGAUUUAUUUUUGCAUCAGUCAUUGUUUUACCAACAGCGAAACAAAAAAAUAAUAUUUGGAAAAAAUGAGAAUUUUGUUAAUGGCGUCCCUGCUGGUAUUCCUAGCCCUCAUGGGUGUUGGAUGCGGUGAAGCUAUGAAGUCCUCUGAACAGGCUGGGAAUCUAUUUGAUUUCGGAAAAAUGAAGAGCCAUCAUCGGGUCCGCCGUCAAAUGCCACCUGGAUUGCCGGCCCCUGAAAUACCCAUGCCUCCUGGCUUUUAAAGGAGCCGCAAACGUGGAUUUGAAUCCUUCACAAUUUAAAAUUAUUUAACUUAAUAUUUGUUUUUGCAAUUUCUAAUUUUUCUUUAAUAAAUUUUUGUUAUUGUUGUUGUGAAACAAGGUACCGUAUGAUAAAGAAAGAAAAACUAAGCUCACUUUU